GGGGUUUCAAUACGGUAGAUUACAAGCAUGUAGUUCACAGAAUCAUCAUUUAGAUAUUAUAUGUAAAAUCUCCCAAAUUUACUGGUUGUUUUUGACAUUUUGUCUGUUUUGUAAGAAAUUCUUUUAAUUGAAAUUAUAUUAAAAUCUAUCAUGCUGGUAUGUUGGCCCAGUUAUAGCAGUGUUGUUAACAAGAUGUUGCUACAUGAAUCAGUAAUAAGUCAGUCACAAAAAGUUGAGAAUCCAUUUUAUUGUGUUUCAUGCAUCUGUUAUAUUUUCAAAUAUUUCAAAUAUUUAUUUUUAUUUCCAGUUAACACAUUCAAUUGGAUUCCAACUGGUGGUGGAAAAAUUCAGUUUAAAAACAAAUCAUCCCCAUUUGACAUGGAUGCAGCAAGGAAACACAAAUGUAACAUUUGUCUAAAAUCAUUCAAAAAGCCACAACACUUGGAAUACCAUAGAGGGAUCCAUACUGGAGAGAAGUCAUUCAUCUGCCCUAUUUGCUUUAAGACAUUCCGAUUGAAACAUAACUUAGAUAGACACAAAAGAUCAGUUCAUAAGACAGUUGACUAGUCAUUUUUUGACCAAGGAACUAUUCUAAGGCAGUUGACAAGGGAACUUAUUAUAGACAGGUCAAUAUUUAAGAUGACAGAAAAUAGAAAAAAAUACCUAAAGUUUGAACCAAUGUUUACAAAAAAACUUAGUUUGUUCACUUUACAAUUCCAAAAAUGUCUUAA
Owenia fusiformis is the source of this 731-nucleotide messenger RNA. The record is from the annotation of a GenBank genome assembly. NCBI's taxonomy places the organism in Eukaryota, Metazoa, Annelida, Polychaeta, Sabellida, Oweniidae.